GGCGGCGAGCUCAGAGCCGCCUGACCCCUCCGAGAGGGACAGUCGCGCCGGGUUACAGGUGCUCGUUCUGGGGCAGCCUGCGACCCUCCUCCGGAGGAGGAGGAGGAGAAGGAAGGGGCCGGGCCGGCUUCCCGGCCCUCGCGCCCCGGAUGGAUGUGCCCGGCCCGGUGUCCCAUCGGGCGGCGGCGGCGGCCACCAUGCUCCUGCGCACCGCGCGCGUCCCUCGCGAGUGCUGGUUCUUGCCCACCGCGCUGCUCUGCGCCUAUGGUUUCUUCGCCAGCCUGCGGCCGUCCGAGCCCUUCCUGACCCCGUACCUGCUAGGACCAGACAAGAACCUGACCCAGCGCGAGGUCUUCAAUGAAAUUUACCCAGUGUGGACUUACUCCUACCUGGUGCUGCUGUUCCCCGUGUUCCUCGCCACAGACUACCUCCGUUACAAGCCUGUUGUGCUGCUGCAGGGCCUCAGCCUUAUCGUCACAUGGUUCAUGCUGCUCUAUGCCCAGGGACUGCUGGCCAUUCAGUUCCUGGAGUUCUUCUAUGGCAUUGCCACAGCUACUGAAAUUGCCUACUACUCUUAUAUCUACAGUGUGGUCGACCUGGGCAUGUACCAGAAAGUCACAAGUUACUGUCGAAGUGCCACCUUGGUGGGCUUCACAGUGGGUUCUGUCCUUGGGCAGAUCCUUUUCUCCAUGGCAGGCUGGUCGCUCUUCAGCCUGAAUGUCAUCUCUCUCACCUGUGUUUCCGUGGCAUUUGCCGUGGCCUGGUUUCUUCCUAUGCCACAGAAGAGCCUUUUCUUUCACAUCCCAUCUUCCUGUCAGGCAGUUCGUGGCAUCAAGGUACAAAAUGGUGGCCUUAUGACUGACACCCAAGCUUCUAACCACCUUCCUGGGUGGGAGGACAUUGAGUCAAAAAUCCCUCUAAAUUUGGAGGAGUCACCCACAGAAGAACCAGAAGCCAAGCCAGAUCGUCUGCUUGUGUUGAAGGUUCUGUGGAAUGACUUUCUGAUGUGCUACUCCUCUCGCCCUCUGCUCUGCUGGUCUGUGUGGUGGGCCCUGUCCACCUGUGGCUAUUUCCAAGUCGUGAACUACACACAGGGUCUGUGGGAGAAAGUAGUGUCUUCUCGCCAUGCUGCUGUCUAUAAUGGCGGAGUUGAGGCUGUUUCCACCUUACUGGGUGCUGUUGCUGUGUUUGCCGUUGGUUAUAUAAAAAUAUCCUGGUCAACUUGGGGAGAAAUGGCAUUAUCUCUCUUCUCGCUCCUCAUUGCUGCAGCAGUGUACAUCAUGGACUCUGUGGGUAACAUCUGGCUGUGCUACGCGUCCUAUGUCGUCUUCAGAAUUAUCUACAUGCUACUCAUCACAAUCGCAACAUUUCAGAUUGCGGCAAACCUCAGCAUGGAACGCUAUGCUCUAGUCUUUGGGGUGAAUACCUUCAUUGCUCUGGCACUGCAGACUCUGCUAACUCUAAUUGUGGUAGAUGCCAGCGGCCUUGGCUUGGAGAUCACUACUCAGUUCCUGAUUUAUGCCGGUUAUUUUGCUUUCAUUGCUGUGGUUUUCCUGGUGAGUGGUACAGUCAGUAUUAUGAAGAAAUAUAAAAAGCAGGAAGAUCCAAGUUCUCAAGCAGCCACUUCAUAACACACUGCUGGAGGAACUCUGCACAUGUAUUGCCUGGAUGUAUUUAAUUUUUUAAUAUUUAGAUAGGUAUUUAUGAAUGUGUAUUUCAAUGGCUUCAAAGCAGCCACUCAACUAAUACUGUGUAUUCCUGGAAUAAUGAUGAUACUGUUCAGAGGAGCCAGAAGGUCAAGUUUAUUUCAUGUGUUAUUUAUGAGGCCUAAUUUAUGGGAGACUUGUUUUCUGAUUCAAAAGUGAACUUAAAUUUGAAAAUCACGAGCAAUCAAGAAUACAUGGUAUUGUAUACUUGAUUAGCAAUGAAUUUGAUGUUCUAUAGGUCAUGUACAUUUGGAUCUGCUCCGCCAGUUGCUCAGUCUGGUGGGACCAGUGCUCCGCCAAGGCCAUAAGAUAUUAUAAGUUAUGACGGAAAUACGCUCUGUCAACAAUUGCCUCUGUUCAACUUAGAAGUAUUUCUGCAUUACUUAUGUGCAUUUGUAUUGCUACAGAUGAAAGAUCACCGGCAAUAUUUGCUCUGUUUGAAUGUUUAUCCUAUAGAGAAUAUAUGUUGUUUCCAAUUUUAUUUUUAAAAAUUCAUUGUGUAAAUAUUCUUGCUUUCCAUAGAAAUCAUUAUGUAUUUGUGUAGAUUUUCUUUUCAGAUUUAUUUAUUUAUUUGAAAUGUAGAGUUUAGAAUGAGAGGGAGAAACAGAAAAUGAGGUCUUCCAUCUACUGGUUCAUUUCCCCAAAGACCAUUAACAGCCAGGGCUGGGCUAAGCUGAAACCAGGAUCCUAGAGCUUCAUCUGGGACUACCAUUUGGGUGCUGGGACCAAAGCACUUGGGCCAUCUUCUGCUGCUCUCCCAGGUGCAUUCGUCGGGUACUGGAUUGGAAAUGGAACAUCCAGGAUUCAAACUGACACUCAUGGGAUGCUGGUGUCCCAGGUGGUGGGACUUGCUGCGCCACAAUGCUGCACCCAUGUUGAUUUUCCUUAGAAGUACACUUUUGCAUUGUUCAUAUGCUUCCCAGAGGAGCUCAUUUAGUUUGAAACAAAGGGCAAGUUUUAAAGCCUGCUAAUGAUGCAAAUCAUUAAACUUAAGUAGGUUUACUUUUAUUUGAAUCUUCAAUAUGAAGGAGUAUUAAUUCCAUGAUGAAAAGUUCAUUCAUGGGCAAAAUAACUUGACCAUUUUGUAUCUGCAUUCCUUUUAUUUUGAAAAAUAAAAAAGAAGAUAUCAUUAAUAAAUCUAUUUCCAUUUAUAACUUUUAUAUUAUUUUGUGUUUCUUACCCAAGAUAAAGAUGUCAAUGGGAGCUGAUUUAUGCUAAGGUCUUUUUCAUAAACUGAGACUUUAUUUCAACAGAACAGGAACUAGGGUAGAUUUGAUUCCUGCAUUUUGUACCUUAAGAUUGCCUUUACUCUAGGGAUAGAAUAUUUGGAUAAAAUGGAAACUGCUUGAUUCCAUUUCUGAGUCACUUGAAAACCAUGUUCUUUGUGCAUGUGAUUCUGAAGCAGUCUACCGAGGGGCUGCUACCAUAAAUGAGACAUGAAAACUAUUUUCAAGACAACUUUGCUGCCUUAUCUUGAAAAGAAUUCAGGUAGGUGCUUUUAACUUUCUUGAGAACGACAGAGCUAACAGUAUUAAUGACGGUGUUGAGACAGUAAAAUUGACCUAUUCAUUUGAUUUAAGCAGGAAUCCUAGAAGCAAAUAGUCCAGGAUAAAAAUAGGUCAUUUUUCCAUUCAUUUUCCUUUACAGUUAAGGAGUACUACCCAAGAAAGUAAAGGGAAAUGAUGUCUUAAAGAGUAGCAACCCGCAUUUUAUAUUUUGCCUUUUCAAUAAGCUUCGUUUUACUAUGUAGGGAAUUGUCUCAGA
This is a messenger RNA of Ochotona princeps (American pika), 3470 nucleotides long. It is a transcript of the gene SLC19A2, whose product is annotated as solute carrier family 19 member 2. Lineage: Eukaryota; Metazoa; Chordata; Mammalia; Lagomorpha; Ochotonidae. Gene Ontology annotation, cellular component: plasma membrane. Bases 150 to 1631 code for a protein of 493 amino acids. The record is from RefSeq and is a predicted model, not a curated record. The transcript is spliced from 6 exons. Gene Ontology annotation, biological process: transmembrane transport; vitamin transport. Gene Ontology annotation, molecular function: vitamin transmembrane transporter activity.